AUGCUGGCUUCACGCCAAGUUCUGGCCGGUGCCAUCCGGAGCCGGACAGCAAUGUCCGGCCUGGGCAUGCGCCGCACCAUGGCCUCCGUCUCCAACGGCCCGCUGGACCGCAAGGUCAGGCAAAACAUCUGGGAGGAGAACAACUUCAUCAACUACAAGAAGAUGUCCGAGAACCUCGACAUUGUGCGCGCGCGGUUGAACCGCCCCCUCGCGUACGCCGAGAAGAUCCUGUACUCUCACUUGGACGACCCGCACGGCCAGGACAUUGAGCGCGGUGUCUCGUACCUGAAGCUGCGCCCCGACCGUGUUGCCUGCCAGGACGCCACUGCUCAGAUGGCUAUCCUGCAGUUCAUGUCCGCCGGCAUGCCAUCUGUUGCCAACCCGACCACCGUCCACUGUGAUCAUCUUAUCGAGGCUCAGAUCGGCGGCGAGAAGGAUCUGGCCCGCGCCAUCAGCAUCAACAAGGAGGUCUACGACUUCCUGUCCAGUGCCUGCGCCAAGUACAACAUUGGCUUCUGGCGUCCCGGCUCUGGUAUCAUUCACCAGAUCAUCCUCGAGAACUACGCCUUCCCCGGUGGUCUGCUUAUCGGCACUGACUCGCACACCCCCAACGCUGGUGGUCUCGGUAUGGCCACCAUCGGUGUCGGUGGUGCUGAUGCCGUCGACGUCAUGGCCAACCUGCCGUGGGAGCUUAAGGCCCCCAAGGUCAUUGGUGUGAAGCUGACUGGCCAGCUGUCUGGCUGGACUGCGCCCAAAGACAUUAUCCUGAAGCUUGCAGGCAUCCUCACUGUGAAGGGAGGUACCGGCGCAAUCGUUGAAUACUUCGGAGACGGUGUUGACAGCAUUUCUGCUACUGGUAUGGCGACGAUCUGCAACAUGGGUGCUGAGAUUGGUGCCACGACCUCCCUGUUCCCGUUCAACGACCGCAUGUACGACUACCUUUCCGCUACCAAGCGUAAGGACAUUGGUGACUUCGCCCGUGUGUACGCCAAGGAACUGCGCAAGGACGAGGGUGCCGAGUAUGACCAGUUCAUCGAGAUCAACCUGUCUGAGCUGGAGCCGCACAUCAACGGUCCCUUCACGCCCGAUUUGGCCACGCCGAUCUCGAAGCUGGCUGAGACGGCCAAGGCGAACAACUGGCCUGAGGAGGUCAAGGUCGGUCUUAUCGGCUCAUGCACCAACUCGUCGUACGAGGAUAUGACCCGUGCUGCUGCCAUCGCUCGCGAUGCUCUGGACCACGGCGUGAAGCCGAAGGCUCUGUUCACGGUCACGCCCGGCUCUGAGCAGAUCCGCGCCACCAUUGCCCGUGACGGACAGCUGCAGACGUUUGAGGAGUUUGGCGGCCUUGUGCUCGCCAACGCGUGCGGUCCCUGCAUCGGUCAGUGGGAUCGCCAGGACGUGAAGAAGGGUGAAGCCAACACGAUCGUGUCGUCGUACAACCGGAACUUCACCGGUCGCAACGACGGCAACCCUGCCACUCACGCAUUCGUGACGUCACCCGACCUGGUUGUGGCGCUGACGAUUGCCGGCACGCUCAACUUCAACCCCCUGACGGACAAGCUCAAGGACAAGGACGGCAAGGAGUUCCUGCUGAAGCCGCCACCGCAGACGGACGGUCUUCCGGAGAAGGGCUACGACCCGGGCUUGGACACGUACCAGGCACCGCCUUCGGACCGCUCGCAGGUGUCGGUCAACGUGGCCCCCACGUCGGACCGUCUGCAGCUCCUGACUCCCUUCAGCGCAUGGGACGGCAAGGACGCGCUCGACUGCCCAAUCCUGAUCAAGACCAAGGGCAAGACGACGACGGACCACAUCUCCAUGGCCGGCCCGUGGUUGAAGUACCGUGGCCAUCUGGACAACAUCUCCAACAACAUGCUGAUCGGCGCCAUCAGCGAGGCCAACGACUCUGCCAACUCGGUCAAGAACGUGUUCACCGGCGAGUUUGACGCCGUCCCGGCCACGGCCCGUGACUACAAGGCUCGGGGCAUCCAGUGGGUUGUUAUUGGUGACUGGAACUACGGCGAGGGCUCGUCGCGUGAGCACGCCGCCCUGGAGCCGCGUCACCUUGGCGGUCUGGCCAUUGUGACCCGCAGCUUCGCCCGUAUCCACGAGACGAACUUGAAGAAGCAGGGCAUGCUGCCGCUGACCUUUAUCGACCCGGAGGACUACAACAAGGUCAAGUCUGAGGACAAGGUUGACAUUCUGGCGACUGAGCUGGCCGUCGGCAAGCCCAUCACUAUGCGGGUGCACCGCCCCAACGGCGAGGUGGAGGACAUCAAGCUGGCACACACGUUCAACGCCGGCCAGAUUGAGUGGUUCAAGAACGGCAGCGCUCUGAACACGAUGGCCAAGGCCCACAAGCAGUAA
Messenger RNA from Grosmannia clavigera kw1407, 2367 nucleotides. RefSeq names its product mitochondrial aconitate hydratase. Bases 1 to 2367 code for a protein of 788 amino acids. The record is from RefSeq and is a predicted model, not a curated record. Lineage: Eukaryota; Fungi; Ascomycota; Sordariomycetes; Ophiostomatales; Ophiostomataceae. Gene Ontology annotation, cellular component: cytosol; mitochondrion. Gene Ontology annotation, biological process: tricarboxylic acid cycle. The transcript has 5 exons. Gene Ontology annotation, molecular function: aconitate hydratase activity; 4 iron, 4 sulfur cluster binding.